This is a messenger RNA of Cloeon dipterum, 1555 nucleotides long. RefSeq names its product N-acetylgalactosamine kinase (gene Galk). Gene Ontology annotation, molecular function: ATP binding; histone deacetylase binding; galactokinase activity. The coding region runs from base 188 to 1555 and encodes 455 amino acids. Gene Ontology annotation, cellular component: nucleus; cytoplasm; cytosol. The record is from RefSeq and is a predicted model, not a curated record. Lineage: Eukaryota; Metazoa; Arthropoda; Insecta; Ephemeroptera; Baetidae. Gene Ontology annotation, biological process: carbohydrate phosphorylation; galactose metabolic process. The transcript has 6 exons.
GGGAGAAGUUGACCAGGUUGUCUGAUCUUCAGAAGCAGCUCGGCUUCAAGCUGAAGGAAAUGGCAGAAACGGUACAAAGAUUGCUUCAUGAAGAGCCAUACUCAAAAACAGAGCCAAGCGAGAUCGGUGACUUAAAAUAAAGAGUUCUCUUGGCCCGUCGUGAGUCGUGUUUGGGAGGCUGGGCGCGAUGGACGACUGCUAUGCCAGGUGCAUCCGCGAGUACAACACGGACGGCAUCCGGCAGCGACUGGACAGGCGCCACGCCGUCCUCGGGUACUGCCACCGGUUUGUGUCUGACAGAACAAAAAUUCACGCGCAAAUGGGUUGCGUCGUAAAGUGCGCGCCGAUUCUGCCGCGUCUUAGCUCCGGGCCGAAUGACGGGGCUCCAAGGCUGUCCAGUGCUGUCCAAAUUCGUUUUUCGACCACUUUGGGACGUCACUUGGUCGCUGCAAGGAAUAUUCAACCUGGUGAAGUUCUGAUCUGCGAGGAGCCCUUUGCGGCAGUUCUGGCUCCAGAGUGCAGGCAAACACACUGCAGUUUUUGCAUGAAAAGACCCGCCUCGCUGAUUCCCUGCAAUUACUGCUGCCUGGCAUAUUUCUGCAAUGAAAGCUGUCGGAGUGCUGCGUGGAAAAAAUUUCACGAGAUUGAGUGCAGUGUGGCCGCAAAAUUUCUUUCCGUGGCCUCCAAUGAAGACAACGGCGAGGAAAUUCUGCUCGUGAUUCGCCUAAUCAGCACCGUGGGGCUGGACCAAAUAAAAAAGUUCCUCCAUGCACCACCGCUGCUAGACCAAAAUGGUAUUGCAGGAUUUUCCAGCGGCAAAUACUUCCCUGAUUUUAAUGCCAUUUUCAACUUGGUCACGAAUAUUGAGCAUGUGCCUCAGGACUAUCUCAACACUGGUUGCAGAAUAUCUCUACUCCUUGCACGAUGCUUCAACGUUGAUGAGUCGUAUGCUGCAAUAUUCUUGAGGAUCAUCCUUGGAUUAGAUAGCAACACUCACUCGAUGCGAGAAAUGAUAAGAAGCGAGCAGCAAGUGUUGAAGUUCAAUGUGUUCGGUUGCGCUAUUUACCCAAGUGCCGCUCUUUGUAAUCACUCUUGUGACCCAAAUCUGUUUAGAGCCACGCACGGCAACUAUACAGUCCACAGAGCAAGGAGACUGAUUCGUGAAGGAGAAAUUUUGGCUGAAUGCUACAAAAGUCUGUUCAUUCACGCACCACUGAAGGAGAGGAAAGCCUACCUGAAGACCUUUUAUUACUUUGACUGUGGGUGUGAGGCCUGCGAGAAAAACUGGCCAAUGAUGGAGUAUCUGCCCGACAAUCCAGUUUUUGGCAAAGGCGAAACUAAAAAGUGGGUUGACUACAAGGAGAUGCUGAAAGAAGUACAGGCCUCGGAAAAUUCACAGCUUUUGACGAAGAAAGAACUAGAGACGCACGUUAAAGCGCUCGUGUUUUUGGUCUCGAAUGACAAGAGGCUCUGCAAGCUCGCUUUUGAGUUGGAGAAGAAAGUUCAGAAUUAUUACUGCUCUCAAGGCAACUGUUACUUUAAAAAUUUAGACUGA